Messenger RNA from Ostrea edulis (European flat oyster), 492 nucleotides. RefSeq lists its product as uncharacterized. The transcript has 2 exons. The record is from RefSeq and is a predicted model, not a curated record. Bases 1 to 483 code for a protein of 160 amino acids. Lineage: Eukaryota; Metazoa; Mollusca; Bivalvia; Ostreida; Ostreidae.
AUGGGCAUCCAGGACAUUCUAACUGUUAUGGACUUACUGCGUACACUCCCUGCCACUUCUGUUGUCAAUGAGGCCUCCUUCAACCAGAUGAAAAUGACCAAGACAAACAGGAGACAGCGUUUGAGUAACAAGCACCUUGAUGAUUGCAUGGUUAUUCAGCUGGAGUCGACUGAUAUUUUGAACUUUGAUCCAACAGAAGCAAUUAAUAAAUGGAUGACAUCAAGUAAGCAGCCAAGAAGAUUGACCUACGCUAGAUCUACUUGCAACAAGAACAGCGAACAACAAGACGAAGACAUUAUGAUUCAGGAAGUGACACAGAAUGAGGAACCUAGGAAUACAACAGUUGCUGAAUCGGACCCUGAGACUGCAGAUGACUGUGACUACGAGACGGACUGUGACUCUGACAACGAACAGACAGAAGACUUUAAUGACAGAGCAAUUGAACAAACUGUGCAUGAAAUGGAAAUAGAAAUAAAUUAUUAGUCCGAUCUA